This is a messenger RNA of Magnolia sinica, 576 nucleotides long. RefSeq names its product receptor-like protein EIX2. The transcript has a single exon. Bases 1 to 576 code for a protein of 191 amino acids. The record is from RefSeq and is a predicted model, not a curated record. Gene Ontology annotation, molecular function: protein binding. NCBI's taxonomy places the organism in Eukaryota, Viridiplantae, Streptophyta, Magnoliopsida, Magnoliales, Magnoliaceae.
AUGGAUCUUUCAAGCAAUAACUUAUCUGGAGAGAUCCCUGAAGGAAUCACAAGUCUUUUGGGAUUGCUUGUCUUAAACUUAUCUGGAAACCAUUUGACUGGAAAGAUUCCAGAUAAGAUUGGUAAUUUGGAAAAUCUAGAAUCUCUUGAUUUCUCCAAAAAUCAGCUUUCAGGUACAAUUCUUUUGAGCAUGAUAAAUUUAACUUUUUUAAGUUACUUGAACUUGUCGUAUAAUAACUUAUGGGGGAGAAUUCUAUUUGGAAACCAGUUCCAUACAUUUAAUGAUCCAUCUAUUUAUGUUGGAAACAACGGACUUUGUGGACCUCCUCUUUCAGAUAAGUGUGUUAGCAAUGACCCAUCUCAAGGUCCAAUGCCUGUUAGUGGUGUUGUGGAAAAAGAAAAAGAGUAUGAAAUGCUUUGGUUUUACUCUGCCAUUGCACCAGGAUUUGCCGUGGCAUUUUCAGCAUUCGGUGGCGCUUUAUUACUCAAGAAGUCAUGGAGGAUUGCCUAUUACCGCUUCUUUGAUAAGAUUAUAGAUGGACUUUUUCUUACUAGAUGCUUUAUUGGAUGUCAGUAA